This is a messenger RNA of Fusarium proliferatum ET1, 1542 nucleotides long. RefSeq lists its product as uncharacterized. The transcript has a single exon. NCBI's taxonomy places the organism in Eukaryota, Fungi, Ascomycota, Sordariomycetes, Hypocreales, Nectriaceae. The record is from RefSeq and is a predicted model, not a curated record. Gene Ontology annotation, molecular function: transmembrane transporter activity. Gene Ontology annotation, biological process: transmembrane transport. Gene Ontology annotation, cellular component: membrane. Bases 1 to 1542 code for a protein of 513 amino acids.
AUGAAGGGCGAUCAUGACCACACAAUGGCUCCGUCCGAGCAGUCAGCCAUUGCCUCAGUGGUCUCAUGUGAACCCUCACCAGAUGGCAAACUUCAAGCUGAGCAUGCAGACUACCCGCAAACCCACCUCCGAAAGCGCUUCACACUUGUAUCAACAAUCGCAUUCGGUUUCACCACCAUGAACUCCUGGGUCGCUUUUGCCUCAGGUCUUGCCGUUCCUCUCUCAUGCGGCGCUGGGCCAACUCUCAUCUACGGUCUUCUCGUCGGUGGCAUUAUCAUGGCCAUCCUCGCAGCAGGCUACGCAGAGCUAGCUUCGGCAUUCCCAUCUGCAGGUGGCCAGUACCAUAUCGUGUACAUGACGUUCCCAGCGACAACACGUCGAUUCGCUGCCUUCUUUACCGGGUGGAUGUCGAUUUUGUACACCAUGGGAGCCACCGCGUCAUGCAGCUUCUUUGUCGCACAGUCGAUCCUUAGCCUGGUAUCUUUGUGGAAUGAGACCUAUGUUGCUCAGAGCUGGCAUGUAUAUCUCGUCCACAUCUGCCUUUGUACCAUUGCUUUCCUAGCUGCAUCACGAUUCCCAGCUGCCAUUGGAAGUAUCGGUGUUUCAGUGUUCUGGCUGUCGAUCAUCGGCUUUAUCGCAUCGCUUGCAACGCUCUUGGCAGUUCAAGAAGUCAAACAGCCUAGUAGAUUUGUCUUUACAGAAUUCACGAAUGUUUCUGGGUGGACAGAUGGAUGGGCUGCUAUGAUCGGUCUCGCGAGCUGUCUCUGGGCUUAUUGCGGUAUUGACGCACCGAGUCAUCUCUCUGAAGAGGUCGACAACCCAAGCCGAAACAUCCCCAUCGCCAUCGGCGCCACUAUCAUACUCGGAAUCAUCACCGUGAUUGCUUGGAACAUCGGUCUUACGUAUGCCAUCAAAGACGUUCAAGGACUUAUUGCUUCGGGUGCUCCGAUCAUGGAAGUGUACAAUCAAGCUCUGGGCUCCAAGACCGCAACGACGAUAUGGGCGAUUUACUACAUCCUCAUUUUCUAUCACAUCAUUCUCAACCUUUUCGUGUUUUCUUCACGCAUUUUGUGGUCCUUCGCACGAGACGGCGGUGUUCCCUAUUCUGCCUAUGUCUCUCGCCUCAGAUGGUCCAACCCAGCCCGCGCAACAGCCAUCAUGCUCUGUCUCCAAAUCAUCAUCGGUAUCCUCUACAUCGCUUCGAAAACAGCUUAUAGUAGCUUCAUCAACCUGACCCUAUUUGCACUCAACAUCACGGUUGUAUUGCCACAAACUGUCUUGUUAUUCACAGGUCGCGAUUCACUGCCAAAGCGGGCUUUCUCGUUGGGUCGAUAUGGAUAUGUUGUCAAUACGCUGGCAACAAUCUUCAUGCUUUUCUUUAGUGUUGUGUUUGCAUUUCCUGUUACUCGGCCUGUUACUGGAAGUUCCAUGAAUUAUCUAGUUGUUAUAUUCGUAGUCAGUCUGAUCUUCAUUGUCUCAUCUUGGCUAUUGGGUCUUUCCAGACGAUUCACGGGGCCAUCAGAGGGAACUUUACAUAUUUGA